Molecule: messenger RNA, 551 nt
Organism: Trematosphaeria pertusa
Lineage: Eukaryota; Fungi; Ascomycota; Dothideomycetes; Pleosporales; Trematosphaeriaceae
Exons: 2
Coding region: 132-551 (139 amino acids)
Source: RefSeq, a predicted model, not a curated record
GCGCCAGUUAAUUUUUGUUUCCUCACCCGUUUUCCUGCACCUCAAAAAUCGCCGUGCCUUUUCUUCUACAUCUCCUCUACACACAUAAUAACCUCUAGAAACCGAACCAGAUCCUCCAAUUCAAACUCAAAAUGCAGUCUCCAGCGAAAUUGAAAUCGAAAUCUACAAAGAACCACACGCCCACCACUACUACCAUCACGACCACGACGGCCCAACGAACCCAGCGAGCCCAGCAAGCCCCUUACAACGCCGGAGAUACCGUCUUCUUUGGCCUCGAGAAGCGCCGCACAGCCGAGCGCAUACACGCCAUCCAGCUCCAGCGCGACAGCAAGACCGUCCUGAUCAGCGAGUUGAAGGCGUUUGGGCGGAACUUCAAGCUCAGCACGCCGGUGCCGGAAGAUCUGAUGCCGAUUUUGGGAAAGGGUGGGAAGAAGCUGGGACAGGUGGAGGAGAAGAAUGUGAAGAAUGCGAAGAAUUUGAGGGAGAUGACGGAGGACGGUGAGGAGGAGUGGGUCGUUGUGGAUAGGGUGGCGGAGGAUGGAAGGCGGUAG